CAGCAGUGGGCGGGCGCCAGACGGCCGUUAUAAGGCGGCGCGAGGCGGGCGGGGCCAAGACUUUCCACCCAGAAUGUCUGCGAGUCAAGAGAGCCGAUCUAGAGACAAUGGCCCCGAAGGCAUGGACCCCGAUGGUGUCAUUGAGAGUAAUUGGAAUGAGAUUGUGGACAGCUUUGAUGACAUGAACUUGUCAGAGUCGCUCCUCCGAGGAAUCUACGCCUACGGCUUCGAGAAGCCCUCUGCCAUCCAGCAGCGAGCCAUUCUCCCUUGCAUCAAGGGUUAUGACGUGAUUGCCCAAGCCCAGUCCGGAACUGGGAAAACGGCCACUUUUGCUAUUUCCAUCUUGCAGCAAAUCGAGCUAGACCUGAAGGCCACCCAGGCACUUGUUCUGGCCCCCACAAGAGAGCUGGCUCAGCAGAUCCAGAAGGUGGUGAUGGCCCUGGGAGACUACAUGGGGGCUUCCUGCCACGCCUGUAUAGGUGGGACCAACGUCCGCGCGGAGGUUCAGAAGCUACAGAUGGAAGCUCCUCAUAUCAUCGUUGGGACCCCCGGCAGGGUUUUUGACAUGCUGAACAGGAGGUACCUGUCACCCAAGUUCAUCAAGAUGUUCGUGCUGGAUGAGGCAGACGAGAUGUUGAGUCGGGGGUUCAAGGACCAGAUCUACGACAUAUUCCAGAAGCUUAGCGGAAACACACAGGUGGUCCUGCUGUCUGCCACCAUGCCCAUGGAUGUCUUGGAAGUCACCAAGAAGUUCAUGAGGGAUCCCAUUCGAAUCCUAGUGAAAAAAGAAGAGCUGACCUUGGAGGGUAUCCGGCAGUUCUACAUCAACGUGGAGAGAGAGGAGUGGAAGCUGGACACGUUGUGUGACCUGUACGAGACCCUCACCAUCACCCAAGCAGUCAUUUUCAUCAACACCCGGAGGAAGGUGGACUGGCUGACAGAGAAGAUGCAUGCCAGGGACUUCACUGUCUCGGCCAUGCAUGGGGACAUGGACCAAAAGGAGAGAGAUGUGAUCAUGCGGGAGUUCCGUUCUGGCUCCAGCCGUGUUUUGAUCACCACAGACUUGCUGGCUCGUGGGAUUGACGUGCAGCAGGUGUCUCUGGUUAUCAACUAUGACCUGCCCACCAACCGUGAGAACUACAUCCAUAGGAUUGGGCGAGGGGGCCGUUUUGGCAGGAAAGGUGUGGCAAUCAACAUGGUGACAGAAGAAGACAAGCGCACCCUUCGUGACAUCGAGACGUUCUACAACACCUCCAUUGAGGAGAUGCCCCUGAAUGUGGCUGACCUCAUCUGAGCUGCCUCUAGGGGGGGCUGCUGUGCUCACCCACCCCCCUCGGGGCACAGAAUUCCCCCCGUUUCUACUUUUGAGUUUUCUUGCCUUUUGAAUAAAUGUCACUUUUUUGGAGGCAAAAAUGAAACCUUUUUAGUGUUUUUCCUGGCGCUUUUUCUGUCUUUCUCUGCCCUUCUCCCUCGUGACUUCAUCUUGUAGUUCGGUUGUCCAGCUGCCCCCUCAACCGCGGGAGCCCAGCGGCCCCCUGAGGUCAGGCAGGGGGAGUGGAUGGAGGAGCUGGAGCCCCCCCCCGGCUUCAGCUCUCUCCUCCUCUUGGCUGGGUUGCUCCCCCCCCCCCGGCACAAUGACAAGAGAGAUUUUGUAGUCUUUGGAAUCGACCUUUGCCAGAAUUGUGGUGCUAACGAAAAAAAAGCUUGAGAAUCUAAAACCUACCUCACUAAGAGUCAUGGUUUUCUUCUCUCCCUGCCUAAAAUCAGCGGUUCAAACAAAUUGCCAAGAGACCUUCCCUCCAUAUGAGAACGAAACUUUUCCCACCAUGCUUUUUUUAAAAAAAAAUUGAAAACUUUUUUCAUAUGGCAAAAAAUUAGUGCGUGCAACCUUACUUUUUUGUAUAGCUAUUAUUUAUUCAAAAGGAAAGUUACAGUGACCAAAAUAAAGGUGAUCUUGAAAAACUCA
Heteronotia binoei (common prickly gecko) is the source of this 1966-nucleotide messenger RNA. It is a transcript of the gene EIF4A1, whose product is annotated as eukaryotic translation initiation factor 4A1. Gene Ontology annotation, biological process: cytoplasmic translational initiation. Gene Ontology annotation, molecular function: RNA helicase activity; ATP binding; translation initiation factor activity. The coding region runs from base 74 to 1294 and encodes 406 amino acids. NCBI's taxonomy places the organism in Eukaryota, Metazoa, Chordata, Lepidosauria, Squamata, Gekkonidae. Gene Ontology annotation, cellular component: cytoplasmic stress granule. The record is from RefSeq and is a predicted model, not a curated record. The transcript is spliced from 11 exons.